Raphanus sativus (radish) is the source of this 1274-nucleotide messenger RNA. RefSeq lists its product as uncharacterized. Bases 169 to 1125 code for a protein of 318 amino acids. The record is from RefSeq and is a predicted model, not a curated record. Lineage: Eukaryota; Viridiplantae; Streptophyta; Magnoliopsida; Brassicales; Brassicaceae. The transcript is spliced from 4 exons.
AAACACACACAAGCGGAGGAGCAGAAACAGAUUGAAAAAAAAAACCAAACCACCUUCCUUCACUCUUUUUUUUUUCAUCCGUUCCUUUCUUCUUCGCGACUUCUAUCGGAGGCAAAAAAUUAAAAAAAAAAUUAGCCUCUCCGGUAAACCGCAGUCUCAGAAGACCUAAUGACUGACCCAGAGCAGAGAUUAACCGCAUUGAAGAAGGCUUAUGCCGAUACGAUACUGAACACGGCCAAGGAAGCUGCGGCACGUGUGAUGGUUUCCGAGAGGAGAGCGCGUGGGUUUCAGCAAGAGCUUGUUGCUGUUAGAGACGAGGCUCUCCGUACCUGUCUUAGGCUUAAACAGAUGUAUGAUUCCAAGGUUAAAGAGGCGGAAAUGAUGUCUUUAAGCAAGCAGCAAAAGAUUGAAGAGCUCGAAGCUCAACUCGGAGAAGCUGAAGAUAUAGUUGGAGAGCUAAGGAUGGAGCUGCGAGAGUCUCGUUACCAGCUCGAGAGAUUGGCAAAUAGUCGUCAAAGUCAAAGCGACGAGGAAAACAAGCCGAGCGAAGUGGUUUCUUUAGCGUGUGAGGACUCUAGUAACCGCGAGAGAACAGUAGCGGCUAGUGGGGUCAAACCACGUUUGGGUGACAGAGACAACAGUAUCAACAGGUGUUCUUCUUAUAAAGAGAAUAAAGAUCCUUGCCACCAUGCUCUUCCGUCCAUACUAAGUAGACGCAGAGACGGUGGAGAUUGUCUUGAUUUGGAAUCGUUGACGUCAUCCAAAACAGAAGCAAGAAAAGAGGAAGAAGAGAAGGAGAAUGAUAUGGAGCUAUUCAGUGCAUCUGUGACGCCUUCUGAGAAACAGUGUGCCCAGUUCACAGUCAAGAGAAAGCGUAAGAAUGAUGCAAGAAGCGGAAGCAGUAGCCCUGAAGGAGGAGGAGGAAGCUCCUCCUCCUCCUCGGAAGAAGAUGAGAGCAGAAACAGAAGACAAAAGACUGGAGAGAAAGACACCGGGUACUUGGACUCCUUCAACACUGAAUCAUCAUCUCGUGAUAGUCGUCGUGUUGCUCAGGUCGCUCGUCAGCUUUUACCAUUCACAGAGAAGAAGGUGUUGCAGGAGAACCAAAGUGAUGAUGUUUCUUGAGUCACAAGUAGUCUCGGAAGGUCCUAUCAUCAGUUGUGUUUGAACUCUCUGUUGAUUAGAGAAGUUAGCUGAAGUAGUAAGAUUGUUAACAUCGAUACACAUUGUCAGAGCUUAUAGACUAAUGGAAAAGGCUAAUUUUGAGUCGUUUA